This is a messenger RNA of Plasmodium yoelii, 4311 nucleotides long. RefSeq names its product AP-3 complex subunit delta, putative. The transcript has 3 exons. Gene Ontology annotation, cellular component: endosome membrane; AP-3 adaptor complex. Gene Ontology annotation, biological process: Golgi to vacuole transport; protein targeting to vacuole. The record is from RefSeq and is a predicted model, not a curated record. NCBI's taxonomy places the organism in Eukaryota, Apicomplexa, Aconoidasida, Haemosporida, Plasmodiidae. Bases 1 to 4311 code for a protein of 1436 amino acids.
AUGAACAACUCAUUCAUUGAUUUAAUCAAAGACAUAAAAAAAGAUGACAGCUUAAAAAAUGUGGAAAGAAACUAUAAUAUAUGUAUAAAUAAUUUAAAAGAUUUAGAAAAAAAAAAACAAAAUGAUAAAAUAUUUUCAUUUAAUAAUGUAAUUAAAGAAAAAUCAUAUAUUCUAUUAAAAUUAUUAUAUCUUCAAAUGUUUGGAAAAAAAAUAGAUAAAGAACAUAAUUUUUCAGUAAUAGAAAUAUUAACAUGUAAUAAAUAUAUAUUAAAAAGACGAGCUUUUUUAUUUCUUAACAAUAUAAAUGAUAAUGAAGAUGUUAUAUUUUUAUUAAUUAAUUUAUAUAAAAAAGAAUUAUAUAAAGAAAAUAUAUCUAACACAACAAUAGGAACAAAAACAAGAGUUUUAAAUUCAUUAACAAAUAUUAGUACAUCUAUAAUUAAAGAUAAUCUUACUAUGCUAGCCAAUACUUACACCAAUUAUGGAAAUAAUGGAAUCAAUUCAAAUACAGGACCUCGAAAUUCUACAUCUACUGUAAAAGCAGGUUCAAAUUUUGUGUCAAAAGAAAAUGAUGUGUCUCAUUUUCAAUUUAGUAAUAAUAUAGAAAAAUAUUAUAAAAUUAUUAACACUACAUUAAUUUUAAAUAGUAUAAGUAAUAUUUGCACCGAUAUAAUGAGUAAUAAUUUAUAUAAUGAUAUAUUUAUGUUAUUAAAUAGUUCAUUUAUGUAUGUAAGAAAAAAAAGCAUAAUAAGCUUUUACAGGCUUGUUAUUUGUAAUCUAGAUAUUUUGCAUAUUUUUUUUGAUUUUAUAAAAAAAAAUUUUAUUUUAUUAUAUAAUAAUGAAUGCCCAUCAUACGAUACUUUAAAUCAUGAAGAGCCUGGCUAUGUUCUGAAAAAUAACACAUCUUUAUGUUGCUUAAUUAUUAAUAUUCUUGCUGAAAUUUUUUGUACAUUAGAAAAACAAGAAAAAAAAAAUGCACACCAAAAUAUAAAUGAUAACAUAAAUACAAAACCCGAAACAAUAUAUCAAUCUGAUAAAAAAGAAAAAAAAUAUAAUUCAGAAUUUGUAAAAAAUAAUAAUCCAAUUAAUGAACACACACAUAAUAAUAAUGAUGAUAAAAACCAACAAAAUAAUCCUAUGUAUUUAAAAAAAUAUCUUUCUUUUAUUCCAUUUAUUUAUAACAUUUUAAAUGAUCGUCUACAUUUAAUAGAUAAUUGGAGACUAAUAAAAAUUAUAAAAUUUAUAAAUAAAUUAACAAAAUAUGAAAAUCGAAUAUAUAAAAAAUUCCUUUCUAUAAUUAUUCACAUAUUUUAUACAAAUAAAGCACAAAGUGUUGUUUAUGAAUGUUUUGAGUUUAUUUUGUUUAAUUAUAAAAAUAGUUAUGAUUUGGAAAUUAAUUUGGAAAAAUAUAUUUCAGAAAAUGAAAAAAACCUGAACAAGCAAGAAAAUAAUGCAAAAAUGAACCAAAAUAUUAUGAACAGACAGGAAAAUAAUGAAGAAUGUUAUAAACAAAUAGCUAGCUUAAAUAAAAACGAAAAGAUAAAUAAAGAAAAUGUAUAUGCACAAAAUGGAAGCGAUACAUUAUUAUGCUAUUGUUUUUCACAUUUAAUAAAAUAUUUAUAUAGUGAUGAUAAAAAUAUUGUAUAUGUAUGCACAAAAUUAUAUAGAUCUAUAUUUUCGAUACCUGAUUUAUACAAUAUUUUUUUAAAAUAUAAUUUAAUGCAAGAUUUUUCAAGACAUAUAUUUAACAAUUUUGAACAUAAAGAUAUAACAUUAAGAAAUAAUUUAUUAUAUAUUAUAUAUUUUUUAAUAAAUAAAAAUAAUUUUGAAAAUAUUAUUUAUAAUAUACUUGCAUAUAUAUAUAAAAAUAAUGAUCAAGGAUAUUUAGAUGAAUAUAUAAAUGUUAUAUUAAAUUAUGGAGAAAAUAAUUUAAAAUAUUUAAAUAAUAUUAAUUUAUAUAUUUUUAUUUUAUUUUAUAUUUUAUGUCUUAAAAAUCAUGGAACACAUAUAAAAUUAUUAGAUCAAAUUCACAAAAUUAAUUCUCAAUUUUCUAAUACUUUUAUAUCUACAAUUUUUUUAAGUUCUCUUUUUAUUAUCACAUAUGGAAAUUUUUUAAUUAACACGAUACUAAUAAGAAAAGAAAUUGGAGAUGAUAAUUGCCUGACCACCAAUAGUUUAGAAAAUAACACAACGCACAAUUUGUCUACCCUUUUAACAAAUCAAAAAAAUGAUAUAGAAAAAGGUUUAGAAAAAGGUUUAGAAAAAGGCUUAGAAAAGGCUUCUAGCAUAAAUAGUGAUAAUGAUAAUAAUAGUGAUAGUGAUAGUGAUGAUAUAAUUUGCAAUCGUAGCGAGCCGAAAAGGGGUGUAAAAGAAAAGGUUGAUAAAAAAGUUGAUAAAAAAGUUGAUAAAAAAAAGGUUGGUAAAAAAAAUAUAUCAAGAGAUAGUAAUAUUUAUAAUUUGAACGAAAUAAUGGAAAAUGAAGUUUAUUAUUUUUUUAAUAAUCAUAACGAAAGUAUAGAAAAAUAUGAUGUAUUCGAAUAUAUUAUAAACAUAUUAAAAAUAGAAGAUAAAAUAAGUUAUAGAAAAGAAAAUACAAGUACAUAUAUUGAUAUAAAUAAUAUGAAUAUAAAAUGUUUUGAUUAUUUAAUAUAUUUUAUAAGUAUAUAUAUACAAGAAACAUAUAAAGAAAUAAAAGAAUUUAAAAAUGAUAAUUUUUUAAAUAUAUUUUUUUUUUCAUUAUAUUUAUUUUUUUUAAAAUUUAGUACUAGUAGUAUAUUAUGGAAUGUAACCAAAAUUUUUAUUUUUUUUUCACAAUUUAAUCAAUUUUAUGAUAUUUCUUUUUUUUAUUUAUAUAAAUUAGAAAAGUAUAUAGACAAUUUAAUAUAUAAUCAAAAUGAUAUACAAAAUUUGGAUAGAUCUUUAAUUUUAAAACAUAUUUUAGCACUUAUAAAUAGCAAACAAACUAAAAAUACAUCUAUAUUUUAUAAUUAUUUUGACACAAAAAUAGAAAUAGAAAAUACUGAAAUUUCUUAUAAUUAUUCAGUUCCAUUUAAAUAUAAUGAUUCAUUUUUUUUACAAACUAAUAAUAAUCAAAAUUCUGAUAAAACAUCUAAUUUUCAAUCUGUUAAUAAAUAUCAUACAAUUCCAAAAUCACAAACUUUUAAUGACGAAUUAAAUAUUUUGUUAGAUAAAAAUAAAAGAUGUAGUAACAUUUUCAAAAAAAAUAAAUUACUAUUCCUUGUUCAUGUUAAUAACCAUUUUAAAUUAUAUUAUCAUAUAACACAAGAUCAUAUUUUACAUCUUUACAUUGAUUCUCUUAAAGAUGACAUCAACAUAAAUAAUUUUAUUUUAUCGUUAUCUGCAAAUAUAAUUGAAUAUAAAACAAAUUUUGAAAAACCAAAAAAUUUUAAAUUGAUAGAUAGUCAGGAAAAUUAUAUUUUUAAAUUUACCCAAAAUUAUUUAACUGAACAAAUUCAAAAUAUUGAUAGUACCCAAUUAGAAGACAAGAUUAAUAAUCAAAAUAUAUGUACAAAUAAAAAAAUAACAAAAAAUGAAAUCAAAAUUUUAGAUAAUAUUAUUGGCUGUUUAACUAUCUCUAUCAAAUUUUCAACACCCUUUAAUUAUAUUAAGUUGAUAUUUAGUUAUUCACACAAUAUCCAAAGUUACGAAAUUCCAACCAUUGCUCUUCCAUACUUUCCUAUGGCCCCGUUUCUUUUAUCUCUGGAUGGGUUUAAAAAGAUUGACAAGAAAAAAGGGAAGUUUCGAAAUUUUAUUCAUGAAAUAAAUUUAGAAAGAGAGAAAGAUGUUCGAGAGGUGGUUUUUAAUUAUUUUGUUUUUUUGUCGGAAUAUAUAAAUAUGUUUUUUUUUAAUAUAAAAAAUGCACAUUUAAAUUUGAAAAAUAAUAAUGAUACUUCGGAUCUUCGUAUAAUCUUAUGUACCAAAAGGGCUGACAAACAAGAUGGAAUCAUCUUAUUAAUAAACAGCCGCCACAUUAAGCUCGACCAUGCAAGCGAAAAGAGCGAAAAGAGCGAAAAAAACGAAAAAAACGAAAAAAACGAAAAGAGAGAAGACAAUGAAAAAAACGAAAAGAGCGAAAAAAACGAAAAGAGCGAAAACAACGAAAAGAGAGAUGACAACGAAAAGAGAGAAGACAACGCAGCGCACCUUGUUCCUUACCAAAUUGAUAUUCAAAUAAAUUUGCUGAAUUCAUCACAAAAAGAAGAUGAAUUAUUUCUGGACUAUUUAAAUUAUUAUUUAUCUGCUUUAUUUUCAAAAACAAUAAACAUCGAUGAUAUCCUCUCACAGUUUUAA